This is a messenger RNA of Penicillium verrucosum, 1347 nucleotides long. RefSeq lists its product as uncharacterized. The record is from RefSeq and is a predicted model, not a curated record. Bases 1 to 1347 code for a protein of 448 amino acids. Gene Ontology annotation, cellular component: vacuolar membrane. NCBI's taxonomy places the organism in Eukaryota, Fungi, Ascomycota, Eurotiomycetes, Eurotiales, Aspergillaceae. The transcript is spliced from 6 exons. Gene Ontology annotation, biological process: amino acid transmembrane transport. Gene Ontology annotation, molecular function: amino acid transmembrane transporter activity.
AUGGAGAAAGACAUUGAUAAUACCAGCAUGGAAAAAGAUAUGGAGAAAGAUAUGGAGAAAGUCAUGGAUCUAGACAAACCACAAGAUCCCUUCGCCUUAGAAGAGGCCGGUGGAGUGCGGUACAAGACUAUGAAAUGGUGGAACUGUGCAAUUUUGAUGAUUGCUCAGUCUGUCUCAUUGGGAGUUCUCUCCCUCCCGUCGUCGAUGGCAGUCUUAGGUUUAGUCCCUGGCUGUAUCAUUAUUGUUGGUAUCGGAGCUUUGACAACCUACACUGGAUAUGUCGUCGGCCAAUUCAAAUUGCGAUACCCGCAAAUUCACAACAUGGCAGAUGCUGCAGAGAUCUUAUUCGGUCCCUGGGGUCGCGAGAUCGUUAAUGUCGCCCAGGUUUUGUGCUUCAUCUUCCUGAUGGGAGCUCAUGUCCUGACAUUCUCCAUCAUGAUGAACACUCUUACUAACCACGGUGCUUGUACCAUCAUUUUCUGUGUGGUGGGAACCAUUCUUUGCUUCAUCCUGACCCUCUCAAGACGACUAGAGGAAGUUUCAUAUCUGGGAAUUAUCUCCUCGCUAUCAAUCUUUACCGCCGUGAUGAUCACCAUGAUCGCCAUUGGCAUUGAAGCACCCGAUCCCAGAGCAUACGCCAUCACCAACCCCACUCUGAUGAAUGGCUUUUCCGCUACUCUCAACAUCGUCCUUGCUUAUUCCGGCCACAUGUCAUUCUUCAGCUUCCAGUCCGAGCUAGCAGAUCCACAUGACUAUCCCAAGGCCCUGAUUGUUUUCCAAGUAACAGAUACCUCACUGUAUCUCGUUACAGCCCUGGUAAUCUACCGAUACGCUGGUCCGGACGUCCUCAGCCCGGCCCUGCUGAGCGCAAGCGAACUAGUUUCGAAAAUUGCAUUCGGCAUCUCCAUCGGUACGAUCGUCAUUGCCGGCGUGGUCAUUUGCCACGUCGGCGCAAAGUGCAUUUACGUGCGGAUGUUCCGUGGCACGCAUAUGAUGAGCGAGAGGUCGUUCCGUUCAUACGGUACUUGGGUGUUGAUCACUUUCCUGAUGUGGGUUAUUGCGUGGUUGAUCGCAAAUGCGAUUCCCGUGUUCAAUGAUCUGCUCAAUAUGAUCGCCGCGGCGUUCUGCAGUUGGUUCUCGUUCGGUUUGGAGGGUCUCUUUUGGUUGAAGAUGAACCGUGGACAGUACUCUGCAAGCAAACGGAAGAUGGCAUUAACUGCACUUAACGUCUUUCUUGUUGCGCUGUGCUGCUUGAUUUGUGGAAUGGGUCUGUGGGCUACAGGAACGAGCAUUCGGAUCAAUGCGCAGUCUGCACACAAACCUUUCUCCUGCGCGUCCAACGCCUAA